GCAUGCUCACUACAAAUCUCGCGACACUUCCUUGGGUAUAUCAGUCCGCUUCCGCCUCAUUUCGGCCUUCUGAACUAUCGAAAUCACCAAAUGGCGGACGACGCCGGUGCAAACAGAGGAGGCUUCCGCGGGGGCUUUGGCAGUGGUGGCCGAGGCCGUGGUCGCGGAAGAGGCAGGGGACGCGGUAGAGGCCGCGGAGCCCGUGGUGGGAAGGCCGACGACAAGGAAUGGGUUCCAGUGACCAAGCUUGGUCGUCUGGUGAAGGAUAUGAAGAUCAAAUCCCUGGAGGAGAUCUACCUUUUCUCCCUUCCCAUCAAGGAGUCUGAAAUCAUCGACUUCUUCCUGGGCUCAUCUCUGAAGGACGAGGUCCUGAAGAUCAUGCCUGUGCAGAAGCAGACCCGUGCCGGUCAGCGAACAAGGUUCAAGGCUUUUGUGGCCAUUGGUGACUACAACGGCCACGUGGGUCUUGGUGUGAAGUGCUCCAAGGAAGUUGCCACCGCCAUCCGUGGAGCCAUCAUCCUGGCCAAACUGUCCAUUGUACCCGUUCGCAGAGGCUACUGGGGUAACAAGAUCGGCAAACCUCACACUGUACCCUGCAAGGUGACUGGCCGCUGCGGCUCUGUGUUGGUGCGUCUCAUCCCAGCCCCCAGAGGUACAGGCAUUGUGUCCGCUCCCGUCCCCAAGAAACUGCUGAUGAUGGCUGGUAUUGAUGACUGCUAUACAUCAGCAAGGGGCUGCACUGCCACCCUGGGUAACUUUGCUAAGGCUACCUUUGAUGCCAUCUCAAAGACCUACAGCUACCUGACUCCUGACCUGUGGAAGGAGACUGUGUUCACAAAGUCCCCAUACCAGGAGUACACCGAUCAUCUGGCGAAGACUCACACCAGAGUGUCCGUGCAGAGGACCCAGGCUGCGGCGGCCGCGGCUACCACUCCACCAACCUCCUAGACCUCUCUGCAAAAAAAAUAAAUAAAAUGACAUCGUUGUUUUGACAAAA
Spea bombifrons (plains spadefoot toad) is the source of this 997-nucleotide messenger RNA. It is a transcript of the gene RPS2, whose product is annotated as ribosomal protein S2. The coding region runs from base 91 to 948 and encodes 285 amino acids. The transcript has 8 exons. Gene Ontology annotation, cellular component: cytosolic small ribosomal subunit; ribosome. Lineage: Eukaryota; Metazoa; Chordata; Amphibia; Anura; Pelobatidae. Gene Ontology annotation, molecular function: structural constituent of ribosome; RNA binding. Gene Ontology annotation, biological process: translation. The record is from RefSeq and is a predicted model, not a curated record.